AUGGCCGCGCGGCAGGUCAACUGCUCAGAUGGGCCCGCGAAUCGCAAGAAACAGCACGCAGCUGCUUGCAUUCGUACUCGCGCAAAACCGGGAGUGUCGCAGCCAUCUGCACAGAAUCAGAAGGCGCAACGUCGCCUUCACGCUUCGGCUUCGACAUCUCCUCAAAGGUCCUCCGUGCUUCAGCCCUAUCCAGACCAGUCCACGAUGACUGUUCAUUCUCGUGCGCAUCUUCGACAGGCAGGCGCAGGCACCGCAGGCAAGCGAGAGGAAGGGACCGCAUCUCCACGGAGCCGUUUGCGCGACUGGUUAACUCAGCGGAUUCAGACCGUGCAGCUGGAGAUCGCUCAAUUUCAACAUGCAAGGCUCCAGCGGUCAUCAUCAGUGAAGCCAUCCGACAAGAAGCCGAAGGCUUACAGGACUGGCUCGUUUUCACCAUCGAGAACUCAGCCUGCUGUUCAGCCGCGAAGUGCGAGGAUCCCACUUGGAUCUGCGACGGCUUUGUGCAAGGCUGCGGGAUCCAGGCCACCUGCCAGGCAGAAUGCAGCAGGCCAUGCAAACUCUACACUGCCUGAAGCAGCCGUCCAGAAGACUGGCGACCAGGCAUGUGCUCCGAAAUGGAUGGAUUUGCCGAAGUCUCCUCCAGCAGUGCCCCGGACGUUGGAGGCUCCGCGGAAGUUUCUCGGCGAAAGGCUGAGAUGUGUCCACCAUGCUGCCUGUCGUAUCCAGCGUGCUUGGAGGAUAUCUCAUUGGCGCCGAAGCUUCGUUGAUUUCUCCCGCCACCAGGUUGGAUGGUUGGGUAGCCUGAGUUGGCUGCGGCGGUAG
Symbiodinium necroappetens is the source of this 822-nucleotide messenger RNA. NCBI's taxonomy places the organism in Eukaryota, Dinophyceae, Suessiales, Symbiodiniaceae. The record is from the annotation of a GenBank genome assembly.